This is a messenger RNA of Andrographis paniculata, 1635 nucleotides long. Its product is annotated as squalene epoxidase 3-like. Gene Ontology annotation, molecular function: flavin adenine dinucleotide binding; squalene monooxygenase activity. Lineage: Eukaryota; Viridiplantae; Streptophyta; Magnoliopsida; Lamiales; Acanthaceae. Gene Ontology annotation, cellular component: endoplasmic reticulum; membrane. The record is from RefSeq and is a predicted model, not a curated record. Bases 1 to 1635 code for a protein of 544 amino acids. Gene Ontology annotation, biological process: sterol biosynthetic process. The transcript has 6 exons.
AUGGAACAGCACUACUACCAUUAUGUCACUGGUGGCAUCGCUACGCUGCUUCUUGCCUUAAUCCUCUCUUUAUUUUUAUUGUAUAGAUUGCUGCAAAAGAGCCGAUCCCGCAGCACAAGUAGCCUGAUAAAGAAGAAGAAGAAGGAGGAGGAGGAGUCAGCCAUAACUGGCAAAAGCCCUGCUCCUCCUGCUGAUGGGCCACCGGAUGUGGUCGUUGUCGGCGCUGGUGUGGCUGGUUCCGCCCUCGCCUACUCUUUGGCCAAGGAUGGGCGCAUCGUUCAAGUGAUUGAGAGGGAUUUAAGCCAGCCCGACAGGAUUGUUGGCGAGCUGCUGCAGCCGGGAGGCUACCUCAAACUGGUUGAGUUGGGAAUGGAAGAGUGCGUUGAGGAGAUUGAUUCGCAGAAAGUAUACGGAUACACACUCUACAAACGCGGAAAAUAUGCAAUACUGACCUACCCAUUGCAAGAAUUCAGCUCUGAUGUUUCGGGCAGAAGCUUUCACCAUGGCCGUUUCAUCCAAAGGUUGCGCCAGAAGGCCGCAUCCCAUCCCAAUGUUAGAAUGGAACAAGGAACUGUGACAUCUUUGAUUGAGGAAAAAGGCACAGUUAAAGGAGUGAGGUACAAGAACAUGGACGGAAAGGACAUCAAGACAUUUGCUCCUCUCACUAUUGUCUGCGACGGAUGCUUCUCCAACUUGAGAAAAACACUCUGCAUACCACAGGUGAACAUUGUGUCUCACUUUGUGGGUAUGGUCCUAAACCUGGAGAACGGAAAGCUUCCGCACCCAAAUCACGGCCAUGUAAUCCUGGCCAAUCCCUCCCCUGUUCUGUUCUACCCUGUGAGCAGCACAGAGGUUCGAUGUUUGGUCGAUAUCCCCGGACCCAAGAUGCCUUCCAUUGCUAACGGCGACAUGGCCAAAUACCUCGUAUCAAACGUCGCUCCUCAGCUACCGAUGGAGCUGCGCGACGCCUUCAUCAGCCAGAUUGAAAGCGGCGACAUAAGAUCGAUGCCAAACAGGAGUAUGCCAGCAUCUCCUCUUCCAACCCCAGGUGCAGUGCUGCUGGGAGAUGCAUUCAACAUGCGCCAUCCGUUGACAGGGGGAGGGAUGACCGUAGCUUUAGCAGACGUGGUCGUGCUGCGCGACCUGCUCCGACCUAUGGACGAUUUCUCCGAUGCAGUUGCCCUCACCGCCCACCUCGAGUCGUUCUACAGUCUGCGCAAGCCGGUGGCUUCCACCAUCAACACUCUGGCGGGGGCGCUGUACAAGGUGUUCUGUCCGGCGCCGGAUCAAGCUAGCAGGGAGAUGAGAGAGGCCUGUUUCGAUUACCUGAGCCUUGGAGGGAAGUACUCGGAAGGCCCCAUUGCACUUUUGUCGGGAUUGAAUCCGAGGCCUAUGAGCCUGAUUGCACACUUCUUUGCUGUGGCUGUGUACGGGGUGGGCCGGCUGCUGCUACCGUUUCCAUCUCCGGAGCGGCUCAUGCUCGGAAUCAGGCUGCUUUCCAGUGCACAUGGAAUCAUCUUUCCCAUAGUGAAGUCUGAAGGUGUGAGGCAGAUGUUCUUCCCCAUCACAAUUCCAGCUUACAACAGAGGAGCCUCACUUGUAAUGAAGAGUGCAAUGUUUGAUAUGAUGGCAUAA